GUCAUAACGAGUGGAGGAGUUAACCCUGCUGUUUGGUCUACAGGAAAUAAGAAUUGAUUUAUGGUUACAGACACUCAAAUCAAUACCAUUUCAUAGGUUUCCUUUACAACAACUUUACAUGUCUGGAUGGUAAGAAGCAGUUGGAUAUUUUCCACAAGAGGACACAUAAAUCAAACAAGAAUUUCAAAAGUAUAAAGCAACAGAAAAACUCCAUGUUUAAAAAGUAACAAAAAAUGAACAGCAGUGAAGCAGACACCGUACAUCCUUGUCCCAUAGAAGAUGAUUAUAAGCAUGUGGUGUAUACAGUUGUCUACAUUAUAGUUUUUCUCAGCGGGUUGCUCUUUAAUGGGGCUGCUGUGUAUGUUUUUUGUAAGGUCAGGAAAAAGAAAGGACUAUCAACAAUAUGCCUGCUAAACCUUGCAGUGGCGGAUCUUCUGUUUAUAUUUUUCCUGCCUCUGAGGAUAGCCUACUAUCAGAUGGAUGGGACUUGGAUUUUUGGCGACUUACUGUGCCGUGUUACUACAUUCUCUUUCUAUUUCAGCAUGUACUCCAGCAUACUUUUCUUGGCUUGUUUGAGCAUUUUCCGCUAUAUGUCAGUGGUGCACCCAGAAACAAUAAAAGUUAAGACAGCCAUUAAGGUCUGUGCUGGUGUCUGGGUUUUUACAGGUCUAAGUACAAUGCCCUUCCUAUUUUCUGGCAUCACUGUCCGGGAAAAUGUCAUAAGGUGCUUUGAACCUGCUGUGAUGUCAGCAUGGAAGAGGGUCAUGUAUAUGAACUACUAUGCCUUGGUUGCUGGAUUUAUACUCCCUUUUCUGGCCAUUGUAGUGUGUAAUGGGUUGCUCAUCAGACAUAUUGCGACCAUGCCAAUGGAGAAGAAAACCAUUAGAAAGCAAAUUACUAUGAUAAUCUUAGUUUUAUUGGUUUGUGGUGUCUGUUUUUUGCCAUACCAUAUUCAAAGAACGGUGCACCUAAAUUACUUGGUUCAUCAUCCAGACAUAUGCACCUUACAUGAGGUUCUUCAGAAAACUGUUGUUACAACACUGUGUUUAGCUGUUCUGAAUACCAGCCUGGAUCCUCUCUUAUAUGUAUUUGUAGGCCAUGGUUAUAAAUCGUGGCUGCUGUUACUAUGCAUGCCCAAAAGGACUACCAAUGUAAGACCCUCAUCUACUGACUCAAGUGGUAUCAAUGAAGCAAUGGUAGACGAAGUACCAAUGAAUGAAAACGUUCGAAGAUCAACUAAUGAAUUACUGCCAAAAAUGUAAUACUUAUUUGCUAACCUCUAACCUAUCUAUACGCAUGCAACAUUAUUUUGUAUUAUAUUUUUCCUGCUGAACUAAUGAAUAGUGAUGAGCGGCAGGGGUCAUAUUCUAAUUCGUGAUAUUUCACAAAUAUUUUGUAGAAUAUUCAUCAUAUAUUCCCGAUUUUGUAUAUUUGUUAUAUUCGACAUCGAA
Bufo bufo (common toad) is the source of this 1451-nucleotide messenger RNA. RefSeq names its product cysteinyl leukotriene receptor 2-like. Lineage: Eukaryota; Metazoa; Chordata; Amphibia; Anura; Bufonidae. The record is from RefSeq and is a predicted model, not a curated record. Gene Ontology annotation, molecular function: G protein-coupled receptor activity. Gene Ontology annotation, biological process: G protein-coupled receptor signaling pathway. The coding region runs from base 234 to 1262 and encodes 342 amino acids. Gene Ontology annotation, cellular component: plasma membrane. The transcript has 4 exons.